GCUGCCUUCUUGCACAUCCGCAGCGAACGCGCAAUAAAAACAACCACGGAAUAAGAUGGCCGCCAAGCAGGGCCUCUCGGCCCAGAUCAGCCAGGCCAGCGAGGACGCCAAGCGCGGGUUCCUGGAGCGCACGAGCCUGACGAAAAGCCUCUGGUUCUCCAAUCUGAACACGACGUGCACCAUCAAAUCGGCGCCUCCCCGGACCCCGGCCGUCCUGGGGAUGCUCGCCAACAAGAGUGGGUGGCUCUUCAAGCGCAACGAGCAGCACAUCUGGCAGGCCCGGUAUUGCUGCGUGGUCCCGCACACCUUUCUGUACUACUUCGACCAGCACCCGACGAAUCCCUGCCAGACGCCCCAGCUCACUUCCAAGCAGCAGGAACAACUCAACAAAAUCGUCCGGGAGGGCUUUGGAAAACGGGGGCAGUCCCAGCCGCGGUCCUCUCUCUACAACGUGCUCGGUGCGGCGGCCGCCGGGGGGGGAGGCGUCUCGGGGGGCGGGGGCAACGAGGACGGCGAGGCCGCAGAGCAGCAACCCGACGACGGAAAUGCCAUCGCUACCCCGGUUGCGGGAGCGGCGGCCAGCAGCGCGGGCAGUUCGAGCACCGUACAGCCGGCGGGGAUCAUCGACAUGGAAUGCUACACCACCAUCCACCGGUCGUCCCAGAACGAGCUGGUCAUGGAACUGGCGGGGGACGAGACGGUCAAUCCCGACCUGAGGAGCUUCUACUUUUGUGCCAACACGGAUCUGGAGGGCGAGGAAUGGACCAAGGCGCUCCUCAACCAGCGCCAUUCCUCCCUGGUGGACGAGCGUGAGGCCUACAAGCAGGUCUGCGACGGCUUUUCGCAGCAGCUGCAGAUCCUGCACACGGAACUGGACCAGGCCCAGAGACAGGCGGAGAACCAGCAGGACGAGCUCUACCGGGUGCGGAGCCAGAUGGAGGACACCCGCCGGAACUCGCUUCGGCUGGUCGGCGAGAUCAUGUCCUCCGAAAACGCCAGCAUCAGCAACUCCACGCGGCAAACCAAGAAGGCCUACUGCACGGACCUGGAGACCAUCCGGGCCCAGGACCUUGGGAUCCUGCCGGCGGUCCAGCUCCUGGGAGACUACACCCGGGUGCUGGAAGAAGCCUGCAGCGACAGCGGCCAGAAAAUCUCCAACCUGGAGGAGAAGCUGGUAUCCAAGCAGGACGUCGACACGACGAAGGUCAAGGAGCUGGAGGCCCGGAUCGAGGCACUGAAGAAAGAACACAACCAGAAGCUGGCAUCGGUUCGGUCUCAGAUGGAGACGCUCUCGCAGAAACUCGUUCAGUCCCAAAAGGAAUGUCAGGACGUCCAGAAGGACCUUGCGUCCCAGAGGAUGGAGAUGACCAUGCACCAGUCGUCGACCAGGACCAAGCUGGGUUCCCUACAGUCGCACAAGAAGAUCCUAAAGAAGGAGGUCAUUGAGCUGAGGAAGAAACUGGAGGAGAGCAACAGCGAGCUCGACAUGUACCGGCACCGAGAGUCUUCCAACAAGCUCAAGGUGGAACAGGAGCGCCAGAAAUCCAAGCUCCUGGAGCGCUACGUGGACAAGAUCGAGUCGCAGGUCAAGGUCCAGCAGAACAUGAUGGAAAUGAUGUCCCAGGCAGGAAGCGUCUACGGCGGCGGUUCCGUGUACGGGGGAAGCCAGUUUGGAUCGCUGAAUCCGUCCUCGCCACCGAUCGUGGUUCGAACCGGUGGCAGCGUGAGCGGCAGCAUCGCCAAGCAGCAGCAGGUGGCCUCCCCCGGCAAUUACAACGAUCGGUCCCUGCUCGGUGACGGAGAAGACGAAGACGACGACGACGAGGAAAACAUUCCCGGCAACCACCUCAUGGGGAACCGCCGCGGGCGUAGCAGCCGGCGCGCCACGGAGGACGAUGCCAAGUCCCACAUGUCGGAACUGACGGAAGAGCGAACCCAGAAACAAUUCGAUGCAGCCAUGCUGCUCUACAGCUCGAAUCCCCAGCUGCGGGCCGCCAUGACCGGGUCUCCCCGCAUGGCCGGGCCCCCCGCCAUUAUCGGAAUCGCCGAGGAAUCCGACCAAUCGAAUUCCGCCGGUCCUGCAAACUCGUCGUCCAAGCUGGACACGAUCGCCUCUGGCUCGAGGGGUUCCUCCCACCGGCCUCCCAGCAGCAGCGGGAAGGGCGCCCGCCGGGGGCGACGGGACGUGUCCCGGGAGCGCUUCGCCCUGGACCAGGGGGCACCUUCCGGCAACGAGGUCCCCCGGAGCAACCGGAAAUCGGGAUCGGAGAGGUCCCGGCAGGAGGGCGAAAAUAAGCUGUCGGUAGCCCAGAGGGCCAGGCUGGAAGCCGACCGGCAGUCGACGCCCGUCCGGGUCCGGCCCAACCAGACCCCCCUCCGAAACAACAAGCACAAACCGAGGGAUUCUCCGUCGGUGAAUUCCCAGAAUUCCAGCGGGUUCUUUUCCAGGUUCGGGAGGCGCCUCGAGGAGGCCGUCGACAACUCGGUGCUGGGAAUUCCCAGCGACGACGACGAUAGCUCUAGCGGGAGCGAGGGGUCGUCGUACGACGACGACGGCCGGUACGCGAGCUCGGCCGCCGGGACGGACGUGACCCCGAGGGAACGCUACGACCCGUCCCAUUCCGACGAAAAGAAGAUGCCCGACCAGGCCUCUGUGGGCUCGGCGGUGAGUCGUUUCGUUGCGUUGCGUUGUGUUGUGUUGUGUUUCGGUUUUUUGUUUUGUGUUCUUUUGUGUUGCGUGCCGCUGACACACCGAUGCACUUUCCUCUAUCGCUUUGUUUGUUUCUCUGUUUGCUUUUCAGAACGUGAGCCUGAGCCUCGCCGAUCGACAGGCGAUCCAGCGGGCCCACCAGCUCAAGUUCCUAAAGGAGCAGGGCCUGAUCAACAAGGAAUCCGAUGUUAGGGGCGGGGCGGGAGGCGACGCCCACUCGGUGAACUCGGGCAAGUCCUCCCGCCAGCGGCGGUCCUCCCCGCGCAUCACCUCCGUGUGAGCCCGGCACGGAUCGACAAUCCACACAAACCCGACAACGGAACGGUCGGUUCGAAUCGGAGCACGCUGUGCGGGGUCUUGAGCAACCACGGGUGGUUGGUUUGGCGUUGCGGGCCGCACCAUCGAUCGAUCGAUCGGUUCGUCCGCGAACGUGUGAUUUAGUGUAGGAUGCAUCGUUUUUUCUAGUAGUUUUCGUCUUUUCCCAACAGACUACGUAGUACUUGUAGUCGUGUUGAAUACGGUAGGCUCGACUACGAGUACUGGUAUCCGUUCUGUUGUCUACUCGUAUAUGUGGGUAUGUCGCGUACAAAGACUAGGUAUGAUGGAUACAGUGCGGUCACAAACCAGCUGUCGCACCAUACGAGUCCCGGAUCCAUACUUUUGGAACGGUCAUGCCGCAAAACAAAAAUAGAUCAAUCAAUGCCUCUCGAAAUGCGCCGUACGAGUCGUACCGUACCGUACGAUUCAUACCGGUACGGAAGGCAAAAGGCAUCGCAUCGCUGCGAUCAACAAACGUUGAAAAACAAAAGUCCUUUUUUUCGAUCCCGUCCUAUUUGAACACAGAAGGCAUUGUGUGUUUCUCUGGCUAGUCCGGUCUCUGGUUUGUCCCUCGCCGCCAGAACAACCCAAACAAAACGAAACCACCCAAGCAAGCAACGAAGAGCAGAGCAAUUUAAAUCCACGGCAAGCAAGGCUUUUUCGGCAAAACAAAAUGGCCGGCAGCAGAAGCAGCGGCAUCGACACGGGCCGUCCCCCGUCGUCGUCCUCCUCCUCCCUCCCCAUGGGCGGGGCCACCGACGACGCCGCCGGGCAGGCGGGCAAGGAUCGGCGAACCAAGGGCACGAAACCGAGAACAGGCCGCAAGCCCCGCAGCGGGAGCCGCAGCAAGUACCAAAAGGCGGGCUCCGGAAAAGGAGUGGUGGCCCCCGGGAUGGACCCGGCCGAGUGGAUCAAGAACCCGCGGGUCCUGCUGGUCCUGGCCUGCCUCUGGCCCCUCGCCGUCCUGGCCCUCUUUGCGGCGUCCUCCGGCGGAGGAAGGAAGGACCCCCCGGCCCUGUCCUCCCGGGCGAUCCUGUCGGAAAAGUCCCCCGGAAUGGUGGCGAUCGGGGGCGAAACCGAAAAAAGCAGAGGGGACCGCGGGCUCGGCGCCAGGGCCCCCCGGUUCGACUGGAGGGCCGCCCUGGAUCGGGUUGACGUGGUGGGAUACGGGCCGACCCACCCCCGGGUGGCCUUUGUGGUGGUGGGGGACACCGUUUCCUCCAUCGCCGAGAGCGUCGAGUCGGUCUUUGCCAAAACAGACCCCCGGCGGAUCUUUGUCGUCUGCGCGGUCCUGGACGGGUCCUCCCACCGGAUGGACAGCAGCUCGGGGACGGCAACGGACCGCAAGAAGGACCACGCGGCGCUGGUCAGGAAGCUCCGGAAGAUCGAGAAGGGCGGUAGGUCGAGAAAGCACAAGCAGCCAGCACAAGCAGCGCUGGCGUUGUGAAUGGCAUGGCAUGGCAUCCAUCACGACAUUCUUUUGUUUGUUUGGUGUCGCUCACCCUUUUUUUUUCGUUUCGAUUUUUUUUCUCGGCGCACCCCCACCCCCCACCUAUUGUCGUCUGCCGCACCGCAGGCGGCAAGCGCGGAACCCGCAAGAAAGACACGCACGCCGACGGCGACGACGACGGCGACGACGACGACGACGAAGAAAACGACCUCCACCCCCGCAAGACCCACGUCCUCUUCAACCACGAGAAGGAGCGCAAGGGCCUGGCGGCCUCCCGGUCCGACGCGGCCGAGUUCGUCCAGGUCCUGGCCCAGACCCACGAGUCCGCGGGCUUCAAGAACCCCAACGAGGACCUCAUCCUCGUCCUGGUCCAGGCCGGGACCCGCUUCCACCACCACACCUGGCUGGAAAAGGUCACCCCCGCCCUGGUGGUGGCGCCCCCGCUGCUGGGCCUCCGGGACCAGAGCCUUUCCACCAAGCUCGCCAACGCGAUUUCCUUCCGCGUCGAGGGCAUCGGCAAGCGGACCUCCCUCGACGCCCGCCUGCUGCCCUCGGUCGAGGACGCCCCCGCGGCCGACAUGAACCUCUCCAACGGGAACAGCGUCCCCACGCCGGUCCUGAACGGGGCCGCGGUCGCCAUGCGGCUCGACACCUUUGUCCAGCUGCCCAAGCCGGAGGUCCUUCCCCCCCUCCUUUCCGAUCCGGCGGCCGACCCGUGGGUGGCCAACCUCGAGCUCUCCCUCGGCCUCUGGCUCUGCGCCGACGGGAUCGACAUCCUGGAGGACGUCGAGGUGGCGCCCCCACCGGGGGGGAUCCUCUUCCCGCAGUCCCCCCUGGCCACCGGACCCGUCGCGAGGAUCGCCUCGGCCUGGAUGGCCGAGGAGGUCCUGGACCGCUUCUUCGGGGCCUACUCGGCGGCGGUCGAGGACGACGACCAGUACCGGGUGACCCGGCCGGACUGGGACAAGGAGGUCACCUUGAGCCGCCGGUGGAACGGAGAGAGCCCCGGGGAUCUCUACAAGAAGUGCCGGACCAUGGACUGGUACUUCGAAAAGGUCGUCGGGGACGCCGACCUCGUCCCCAAGCCGGACGAGGGAGCCGUCGGGGACGACGGUGGCGGGGACGACGGUGGAGAAGAAGAAGAAGAAGACCAGGGAGAGGAGGAAGGCCAAGAAGAAGAGGGAGAAGACCAGGAAGACGAAGACGCGGGAACGGACGCCCCGGUGGAGAACGAGGCGGGAAAGCACCGGGAAACGGAGGAGGAGGUGGUGGACCCCAACCGAAGGAAGCCCACCGUCCCCCUCCGGCCGGCCAACCUCGAGAUCGUCCGGUUGCCCAGGCAGGUGGACCUGGCCUACGUCGACGUUUCCAACGGCCACAGGGAACACCCCCACAUGCCCGCCCUCGAUGCGGACGGCGUCCCUGGGUACGUCCACGACGAGACGGCCCUCCGGAGGAACCCCCCGGCCCUCGACUAUCCGGGAUUGACGGCCGGCUGCGCGGAGCGGGACGACAACUACGCGAUGAUGCACGGGCGGAUCGUGGUGGAGCCCGAGGCAAACAACAAGGAAGACGAACGGCGGGACAAGAUUUUCUGCCUCGUGUACACGAUCGAGUCGGGGCAUCCCAAGAUCCCCGGCAUCCGGCAGACCUGGGGGUAAGCGAAAGGCAUCGUCGCAAAGCACCUUCGGGCAUGCGUGCAUGGACUCGUGGUUUUUUGGGUGGUUUGGUGGUUCUGACAAAGCAUUGUCUUGUUUGUGUUUUUUUGGUUUUUUCUUUUCUCUUCUUUUGGCGUGCUUCAGACCAAAGUGCGAUGGGUUCAUGGUUGGUUCCACCAAGACCGAUCCGUCGAUCGGAGCCGUCAACAUUCCCCACGAGGGCCCCGAAGAAUGUAGGUUUGUCGAAGGAUGCGCAACCGACACCGGUACUCUACCGGACCAUUCUGCUGCUCUCGCUCGCUCUAACGCUCCUUUGUUUGUGCUGUCCAUCCUUCUUGCUUAACUUUUCUCUGUAACGUUCCGAUGCGACUUUCCAACGCCACAGACGACAAUAUUUGGCAAAAGGUCCGAUCGAUGUGGAGUUACAUCUACGACAAUUACUACGAAAAAUACGAUUGGUUUCACAUUGGGUACGUCUGGAUAUGCAUUGCUUUGCUUUAUUGUAUAUACCGUAGUAUUAUUGUUUUGUUUUGUUUUGUUUUGUUUUGUUUUGUUUGGCUCUAUGUCUCUUCGUUUCUGGCUGCACCUUUCUGCCGUUCUUACCGUCCGCUACUGUCCUGCCACAUCAAAAUCCAUGCGCAAACCCCGAAACACGCAUUCCAGGGGAGACGAUUUGUUCCUCAUCGUAGAGAACCUCCGAUACUACCUGGAAAGCGAAGAAAUCCGCACUGCCGCCAACGGCGGAAUCUACCUCCCCGAAGGGAACGAAACCAAGCAGACCCCGCUGCUGCUGGGACGACGCUUUGCCUACCAGGGCGACAUGAACGACAUCUUCGACUCGGGGGGCUCCGGGUACACCAUGAACAAGGCGGCCCUGAAACUGCUGGUCACGGAGGGAUUCCCAAACUACUUUCCCCAUCGGAAAACCUUUUCGGAGGACACGAUGGUCGCCACCCUCUUCAAAAAGAUCGAUAACGUCCUGCCCUACGACACCAAGGACGAGGAGGGCGGGGAGCGGUACAUGCCCUUCCUCCCGGGGCACCACUACAGCUACCGGAUCCCCGACGACCCCACCAAGGACUGGUACGCCAUGUACUCGAUCGACAUCAAGGAGGGGCUGGAGCACUGCGCGCGCAGGAGCCUGGCCUUUCACUACGUCAAGGGCGACAUGAUGAAGCGGCUCUUUGCCCUCGCCUACGGCCUCUGCCCGAGCCGGUGAAGGAAGGAUUUCGAGAGAAGGCGUACGCACACCCAUACAUAAACGUUUAUAGCAGGA
Pseudo-nitzschia multistriata is the source of this 7412-nucleotide messenger RNA. NCBI's taxonomy places the organism in Eukaryota, Bacillariophyta, Bacillariophyceae, Bacillariales, Bacillariaceae. The record is from the annotation of a GenBank genome assembly.